UUCGGAAUUACAACAACCACUUGAGUGGUCAAUACGGAAGCGUAUUGCACUUGGAGCUGCUAGGGGGCUUGCCUAUUUGCACGAUCAUUGUAACCCAAAGAUUAUUCAUCGUGAUGUCAAAGCUGCUAAUAUAUUGUUGGAUGAGGAAUUUGAAGCAGUUGUUGGAGAUUUUGGUUUAGCAAAGCUUAUGGAUUACAAAAAAACUCAUGUUACCACUGCUGUAUGUGGUACCCUUGGGCAUAUAGCACCAGAGUACCUCUCAACUGGAAAGUCUUCAGAGAAGACUGACGUUUUUGGAUAUGGUGUUAUGCUUCUUGAACUAAUAACUGGAAAGAGGGCUUUUGAUCUAGCACGACUUGCCGAAAAUGAUGAUAUCAUGUUGCUUGAUUGGGUUAAAGGACUUCUGAUAGACAAGAGAUUGGAGACACUGGUGGAUGCAGAUUUACAGGGAAAUUAUGAUGAGGAGGAGGUAGAACAGUUAAUCCAAGUGGCAUUGCUAUGCACACAAGGCUCCCCUUUGGAAAGGCCCAAGAUGUCUGAGGUGGUGAGAAUGCUAGAGGGUGAAGGUUUGGCAGAAAUAUGGGAUCAAUGGCAGAAAGAGGAGAUUAUCCGCAAAAAUCUCAAUCACACUCAUCCGUAUCACCACCACAUUGGUAAUUUGAUAUUAGAGUCAACUUCAAAUAUGUCACCAGAUGAACUAUCAGGUCCUAGAUGA
Molecule: messenger RNA, 715 nt
Organism: Gastrolobium bilobum
Lineage: Eukaryota; Viridiplantae; Streptophyta; Magnoliopsida; Fabales; Fabaceae
Product: BRASSINOSTEROID INSENSITIVE 1-associated receptor kinase 1-like
Exons: 2
Biological process (GO): protein phosphorylation
Molecular function (GO): ATP binding; protein kinase activity
Source: RefSeq, a predicted model, not a curated record